AGGAGGGUCGUACUCAUGCGCGGGCAUUGUGUCAAUAAGUUAUCUUUUUAUGUAUUUUUUUCAACGAGUUGAAUGGAAAACGUAAUGACGUAAGCGUGUACAUUUUAGUACACUGAGCGGUAGAGAUUUAUUUACCAAGGGUAUUUUUUAGUAAUUGACUACCGAAGCAGUGCGCGGUGAAGUGCAGCUCUCUGGUCUCCGUGCUGAAGUGCGCGCGAAACUGAAAUUGAUUCAUAAUAAUUACUCGGGAUUCAUUGUGGAAUGGCAACUGCAUCGAAUGGAACAAACUUCACGGGGAACUUAACGAACCAAUUUGUCCAGCCACCCUGGCGCGUCGCCCUCUGGUCGGUGGCAUACAGCACCAUUCUGGCUGUGGCGGUCUUUGGAAACCUGAUUGUGAUAUGGAUAAUACUGGCCCACAAGAGAAUGCGCACAGUAACAAAUUACUUUUUGCUCAAUUUGGCAUUUUCUGACGCAUCCAUGGCAGCCUUCAAUACUCUUAUUAAUUUCGUGUACGCCACACAUGGUGAUUGGUACUUCGGGGAAUCAUAUUGCAAAUUCCACAACUUCUUCCCAGUGACUUCUGUUUUUGCAAGCAUCUACUCAAUGACGGCAAUCGCCGUGGACAGAUACAUGGCCAUCAUCCAUCCGCUGAAGCCGCGGCUGUCGGCCAAAGCCACGAGAGGGGUGAUCGUGUGCAUCUGGGUGCUGGCGGUGGCGCUGGCCUUCCCCCUCUGCUACUACUCCACCAUCAGGGUGAUGCCCAAGAGGACGCUCUGCUAUCCCGCCUGGCCUCGCUACCAGAAGGACUCCGUCAUGUAUCAUAUCAUUGUGACUGUGCUGGUGUAUGUUCUGCCUCUGGGAGUGAUGGCAAUCACCUACACCAUAGUUGGCGUGACCCUGUGGGGUGGAGAGAUCCCUGGAGACACAUCAGACAACUACCAUGGUCAACUUCGAGCCAAGAGAAAGGUGGUGAAGAUGAUGAUCAUUGUGGUGGUGACUUUUGCCAUCUGCUGGCUGCCGUACCACAUCUACUUCCUGGUCACUGGUCUGAACAGGGCGGUGACGCGGUCCAAGUACAUCCAGCAGGUGUACCUGUCCGUCAUGUGGCUGGCCAUGAGCUCCACCAUGUAUAACCCCAUCAUCUACUGCUGCCUCAACAGCAGAUUCCGUGCUGGCUUUAAGAGGGCCUUCAGCUGGUGCCCGUUCGUGCGUGUCUCCAGCUACGACGAGCUGGAGCUGCGGGCCACGCGGCUGCACCCGACGCGCCAGAGCAGCAUGUACACGCUCUCCCGCAUGGAGACCAGCAUGGUGGUCAUGUACGAGUCAGGCGAGGCCAAGCAGGGUGGCCGCAAGGCCGCACCACCCUCCCGGCACUCCAACAACGGCUGCACCGGGGACAGCUCCACGGGGAGGGCGGUGAUCUACUCCGCUCCCUCCUCCGCCCAGCAGCAAGAGGAGGAGGAGGACUUCUCCUGAGGAAAGAGAGGAGAGAGAGCUGAGUGGAGAUUAUUUUCACUGGAAUUGACAGGGUGUGAUGUCCUUUUUUAAAAAUGUUGAGGUGUGGGUAUUCAAAUGAGCUGUUGUAUCAUGAAGGCAUGACACAUUUUUG
This is a messenger RNA of Engraulis encrasicolus (European anchovy), 1612 nucleotides long. RefSeq names its product tachykinin receptor 3a (gene tacr3a). The record is from RefSeq and is a predicted model, not a curated record. Bases 262 to 1479 code for a protein of 405 amino acids. NCBI's taxonomy places the organism in Eukaryota, Metazoa, Chordata, Actinopteri, Clupeiformes, Engraulidae. Gene Ontology annotation, molecular function: tachykinin receptor activity. The transcript has 5 exons. Gene Ontology annotation, cellular component: sperm midpiece; plasma membrane. Gene Ontology annotation, biological process: G protein-coupled receptor signaling pathway; positive regulation of flagellated sperm motility.